AUGCGUUUAGGAGGAGAAUCUGAACCCACUCGUCAACAUUAUUGGAGUCAAAUGGGUGAACAAAAUCGGUAUAAUGCAGUCGGUGUAAAUGAUGAAGAAGCAUAUUUGGACAGCGGGUUUUCACGAAGCGAUUGGAAUCCGAAAAUUACAGUUGGGCAAAUUUUCUCUAGUAAGAAUGCAUUGUUGACGGAGUUACGGUUGACGGCAUUAAGAGGCCACUUUGAAUUUAAGGUGCAAUUCUCUUGCACUAAGAGGUUGCUUGUGGUUCAAGCAACCGCAGCACUUGUAGCCACUUCACUUAAAAGGAAGUUGAAGGAUUGUCGGACAAUAUACACACCAAGUGACAUUAUGAGAGAUGUGAAACACAACUUUGGUUGCACCAUCCAUUAUUCGAAAGCUUGGAAAGCAAGGGAGUUAGCUCUAUUGUCCAUUAGAGGAUCAGCGGAGGAGGCAUAUUAUAUCCUUCCAGCUUAUUGCUAUGAAUUGGAGCGUAUGAAUCCCGGCACAAAAACACACAUCCGAACUGAUGAGAACAAUCACUUUGUGUAUUUAUUUAUGGCGGUUGGCGCAUAUAUUAGAGGGUUCUGUUCUUCCAUGCGCCCAGUGAUAGCCGUGGAUGCCACUCAUUUAAAAUCCAAGUACAAGGGUGUUAUGUUUGUAGCAAAUGCAUUCGAUGGUAAUCGAAAUAUAUAUCCUCUUGCUUUUGGGAUCGGGGAUUUGGAGACGGAUGCAUCAUGGCAUUGGUUUUUCACUAAACUUCAUGAAGCCAUUGGUGAGUGUCCCAAUCUUGUUAUUAUUUCUGAUCGCAAUGUUAGCAUAGAGAAUGUGUGGAACAAAAUUUUUCCAACUGCACAACAUGGCAUAUGCUUUUAUCAUAUGAAGGGGAACAUGAAACGCACUUGCAAGUUGAAAAAGCGUGAUCACAUACUUAUGCACUUUGAGAAGGCUGCGAAAUCUUAUUCCAUUGCUGAAUUUGAUUGUCAUUUUUGCAAGAUAAAGCGAAAGGAACAUGUUGCUCAAUAUCUUGAAGACGCAAGGUUACAUAAGUGGUCUAGAGCUCACAUGGAUGGACGCCGCUACAAUUUGGCUUUGAAUUGCACAACAACAUUGUGCCCCAAUUUUGGAGAGAAGAAGUUGAGGAACAGGUUGGAGGAUGCGGCAAGGAUGAAUGUGGUUAAAGUUAAUAAUGCACAGUAUAAUGUUUUGGACGGUGAUAUGGACGGCCUCGUAGAUUUGACGAACAACAGUUGUAGUUGUAGAAAGUUUCAGCUUGAGCAGCUACCUUGCAAGCAUGUAGUUGCAGUUUGCCGCUUCUUGAAAGUAAGUGUAUACGCAAAGGCUUCUCGGUAUUACACUCGGAAAACCUGGAUGGAUGCUUAUUCGGAUAGCAUCUACCCGGUACAACCUCACGGAAUGUGGGAUACUCCUGAAGAUGUUCGAAGUCGAGUUGUGCUGCCUCCCAUGGCAAGGGUCAUGCCAGGCAGACGAAAGAAGUUAAGAAUUCCCUCGCAAGGAGAGGGCACCAUUAGAAGAAAGUGCUCAAGGUGCGGUUUCGCAGGGCACAAUAAAAGCACCUGUAAAAACAAUAUUCCAUUGCGCAAUGUAUCUUAG
Molecule: messenger RNA, 1611 nt
Organism: Prunus persica (peach)
Lineage: Eukaryota; Viridiplantae; Streptophyta; Magnoliopsida; Rosales; Rosaceae
Exons: 3
Coding region: 1-1611 (536 amino acids)
Molecular function (GO): zinc ion binding
Source: RefSeq, a predicted model, not a curated record